AUGAGCGUCUACACCCUAGCCAACAUAUGCGGAGCACCGUAUACUGGUGGACGCAUCAGAUUCAGCCCAGAUGGAGGUUGCUUACUGGCACCCGUUGGCAACAGGGUCACAGUAUAUGAUGUGCAAACGAGCAAGAGCACGACACUAUCAUCGCAAACGCGAUCCGAUAUCGCCAUAGUGUCUUAUCAUCCAACUCUGCCUCUAGCGAUUCUCAUAGAUGUACAUGGAUAUGGAUACAUACUCAACCUAUUGCGAGAUUGUAUCCUGCAUCGGAUGCAAUUUAAGUCGUCAAGCACUGUCGCAAACGAGAAACGACAAGCGGCACUGAUGUCAGCAAACGAGUCACAACGCUUAGUUCGAGAUGCAGCCUUUAGUCCAGAUGCACAAUUUUUUGCGGUGGCUAUUGGAAAUAAGCUCUCUAUAUGGCGAUCGCCAGAGGAACGACUCUCGUGGCGAAUGACGCUACAUCGAGAAAUGACAGGCCACAUGGAUGCCAUAUCCAGCCUAGAUUGGUCCGCAGACUCACGCUUUUUAUGUACUGCAUCUGCUGACCUGACAGUGAGACUAUGGUCAGUGGACCCAAUCGAGGGAUUCGUUCCCUGCGCAUUCGUAGACCACCGGCGGCCGGUUAAAACCGCAUUCUUUUCCAGUGACAUGACACGAAUUUGUGCCAUCUCGAAGGAAGGUGUUAUCAUCGUCUGGAAAAUUGCAGAUAAAGCAACAACGCUGAGUGAAGCUCAGGGAACUGCCGCAAAACAUCUAGGCCGCAACAAAAAACGGCAGCAAAAGGUGCUGGCGGAAUCUGACCCUGCCGAAAGUAGUGAUACCACUGACAUAUCAAAUGCUGUGUGGAUCAAGGAAACACAAGCGUACUGCAACCAGGCAAAUAACACAGUGGUAUCCAGGGUUUCGUUCAACAAACAUACGGAUCUUGUCGUAAUAGGGUUCACUGGAGGACUAUUCGGACUUUACAAAUUCCCUAGCUUCGACUCGAUAUACACGCUGCGCAUCGGAAAUGAACUCCCCGUUGUUGACUCUGUGGACAUCUCUACAGACGGGGACUGGCUAGGACUAGCAUGUUCAGAAACUGGGACGCUGGUCGUUUGGGAGUGGAAAAGUGAGACUUUCGUAAUGAAGCAACAGGGUCAUCAUAGUGGCGUUCGAUGCGUAGCCUUUUCCACUGGUGGUGGAGAUACAAUCAGCUUGGGAGGGCUUGUUGACAAGGAAAUGAAGACUGACGUUGACCAGAAUUAUGCUGCUAACAAGUUGGGACUAGGUAGCCGUUACUUAGUCGCUACUGGAGGUUUUGACGGCAAAGUGAAGCUGUGGGACAGCAAUAGCGGUCUCUGCAUCGUGACCUUUGACGAACACGUAGCGUCAGUUGAGGCUAUAUGUUUCACUCCACAGGCAAACGCUAUCAUAACGGCAUCACUGGACGGCACUGUUCGGGCAUUUGAUCUGUUGCGUUAUCGUAAUUUUCGAACGCUCACUGCAUCACGGGUCCAGUUCGUAUCCGUGGCAUGCGACGCUUCAGGGACCAUUAUAUGCGCAGGAUCUAGAGGAGAAUCCAACUCCGUGUUCAUAUGGAGCCUACAGACUGGUAAACUUCUUGAUGAGUUGCACGGCCACUCGGCCGCCGUAUCUGGUGUAGCUUUUCAUCCCAGUCUCGCGUACUCUGGGUUUCUGGUUUCUGCAUCAUGGGACAAGUUCAUAAACGUCUGGAACAUCUACGGGCGUGCUGAUAAGGGAGGCGCAACUGAGCCACUGCUUAACUCAUCAAGCGUUGUCGCGAUUGCUUUUGACCCGCGGGAUAACAAUAUAUUAGCUGCAGCAAUUAUGUGUGGUCAAAUUGUGUUCUGGGAUCUUGACAACAGUGAGCAAAUUGGAAGUAUCGACGGGCUCCGUGACCUGCAGUCUGGUCGUGAUCCCAGCGAAUUCUAUGCUGCCAACAAUUCAGGGGGUAAACGCAGUCCGAAUGAAGAUAUGCAGACUGGAGUCAACCGUAAUCAACACUUCAACUCGAUCUCGUAUGUUUCGAGUGGUCGAAUGCUAGUGGCAGGGUCACGCAACUCUGCGAACGUCUGUGUUUAUAACACGGAAACAUACAGUCUGCUCUAUUCGCUAUCUCUGACGAAUAACCGUUCUUUGACAGGGAUAAUGCGUGAACUCAACUCUCGCUACAUGACCGAAUAUGGUCAUUCUUUGCAAGAGAUGGACCUAUCGGAUGAGGAAGAAGCUUAUGAAGGUGCUGCUGAGCGUAGGCGUAUACAGGCACACCAGGCAUUGCCUGGUGUACAGCAGGGUGAGCUUUCGCGUAGAUCACGGAGGUUUCAUGUUUGGUGUGUGUCGUGUGCCCCUGACGGGCGGCAGUUUGCGGCGGCGACAUCGCACGGGCUCUACGUGUAUUCUAUGGAUGCUUUCAUCAAGACGCCUAAUUACGUUAAUGAAGUGUUGAAGUCUGUAGGGUCUUUCCAGCCGCAAUUGUUAACGAAAAAUGUGACUACAGGAAACGUGUUGUCAGCUCUAGAGUCAGGCGAAUACAGCCGUGCAUUCAUUUUGGCACUUGCACUCAACGACUUCAACACGCUUCUACGGUGUUACGAAAGCGUGCCAAUAGGAUCUAUUAACCAAGUUGUAGCAUCAAUUGCGCCUGACUUCGUUUGUGUGCUGCUAAAUUUCAUCCGUGCUGCGCUGAGCCCGGACUCCCCUAACGGCACUGUACACCUGCAGUGGCACCUGCUUUGGUUGGAGGAGAUUUUCGCCAUACACAUGAACACACUUAGUGGAAUGGGAGAGGGAGGAGUACAACGUGCUAUCUCGCCAGUUGGACAGAUUGAGCCACGCACAAUGCUACUGAUGUUGCUUCGGCAGCUGCGCCAAACAAAGGCGAAUGUGUCGGGGUUGGUAAGCUCUAACGCACAAACUAUGACGUACUUAGCGUCACUUGUAAAGGAAGAUCCCGAAUAA
This is a messenger RNA of Babesia sp. Xinjiang, 2967 nucleotides long. RefSeq names its product Periodic tryptophan protein 2 -like protein. Gene Ontology annotation, biological process: maturation of SSU-rRNA from tricistronic rRNA transcript (SSU-rRNA, 5.8S rRNA, LSU-rRNA); ribosomal small subunit assembly. Gene Ontology annotation, cellular component: Pwp2p-containing subcomplex of 90S preribosome; small-subunit processome. Gene Ontology annotation, molecular function: protein binding. The transcript has 7 exons. Lineage: Eukaryota; Apicomplexa; Aconoidasida; Piroplasmida; Babesiidae. The coding region runs from base 1 to 2967 and encodes 988 amino acids. The record is from RefSeq and is a predicted model, not a curated record.